GUCGGUCCAAUACUUGACCAUAUGUCUCGGGCACUUAGCGCAAACUUGACAAAUCCGUUCUCACCGAUGCCAUCAAUUCCUCAGUGCAGAGCUGGGUUAAGGCUAGCGUGGUCCAAUAUAUAUAUAUACACGGCUCUCACUCCUCGUCCUGACUCCUGAUUGAUCAUGGAGAUAAUCUCUAAGUUCGCAGAAACCGCCAUUCCAUCCAUCCACUUGAGAACUCUUGCAGCGUUCGUGCCUAUUCUAGAGGAAAGAAAGGCAGAGAUAGAAAAGAUCCAACGCAAGACUUUUGUAUACGAUGACAAGCGCCUCACCAGAAACGAGCUUGACGUGUAUUACCCGCUGAACUCGACUCUCACUAAGAAUGGGAAGACCCCCAUCCUAGUUUUUGUCUAUGGAGGUGGAUUCAACACCGGAUCACGACAACUUCCUGAACCAUUUUCCAUGGGAUACCGCAUGCUCGGAUCUUUCUAUGCGCACCGCGGUUUCAUCACCAUCAUUCCGGACUACAGACUUGUUCCGGAGGUGAAAUUCCCGGCUGCAUCCGAGGACAUUCGUGAUGCAGUCAAUUGGAUUUUCACCAACGCCGACAUCAUUGGCAUACCCUCCAUAUCCGCGCCUGAUGUAGACGCUAUAUUUGUCAUGGGCCACUCAGCGGGCGACAUGCACACAAAAGUGUUGACCCUUUACCCACCAGUGUCGAAUACCGUGCAUCCUCGUCUCAAAGGCGUCGUCUGGUUUGGCGGCACUUGGUCCUUUGAUGAAAGAUUUCGCGUCGAAGUCGCCACACAGCAGUACUAUGGUUCUCAGGUGCAACAGAAGGAGAGGGAGCCGCGGGCCCUUUGGAAUGGUUUAUCCGAUGAGCAGAUCAAGAACUUACCUGACAUUCUCCUUGUCAGAGCAGAGCGAGAGCCUGACAUGAUACUGGAAUCGUGGGAGGGGAUGCUGCUGGAUAUCGAGAAGCGGCGCGGACAGGCGCCCCGGGCCAUCAUCUGCAAAGGUCACAAUCACAUCAGCCCUAACUGGGCUUUAUGUUCCGGUGAAGGGGAAGAGUGGGGAGAAGAGGUUGUGGAAUGGAUGAAAGCUCGACUUGCAUUGGAGUAGGGAACCCCUAGGGAGAGAGCAAGGGGAGGUUUGGCGGUGUUUGUGCCGGGUUAAGCCAAGGGAGAGGGUCAGAGUUGCCGGGAGCAGUAGAGCAGCAGUAGCUCUAAGCUACACGGCCAACUGCCGUUUUGGGUCGAACCAAGCUUGUGAGAAAAUGAUUUUAAACGCCUGGCAACGAGUUGGAUACGAGUUCGAACACAGACUUGGCCUAUAAAUAAUAAAUUUGUCGUGUAAAGCCCACAAUUCUGGUCCUUAUCGAAGGUUUUGUCUCGAUCCUGGGCAACACCUUGAUUAUUGCUAUAUUUCUGCCCAGACUGGGGCUCGGUCCAGACCUGGGAACGGACAUGUCAGGCACAUCGGAAGAAGUCAUAUAGCACAGGUCGAACAGCAGACCUGUGGCAGACCUAUGACAGAGCUUGUACCAAUAUCUGAGUGACCUACAUACUAUAUGGUCAUAC
This is a messenger RNA of Suillus paluster, 1562 nucleotides long. RefSeq names its product Alpha/Beta hydrolase protein. The transcript is spliced from 4 exons. Gene Ontology annotation, molecular function: hydrolase activity. The record is from RefSeq and is a predicted model, not a curated record. NCBI's taxonomy places the organism in Eukaryota, Fungi, Basidiomycota, Agaricomycetes, Boletales, Suillaceae. Bases 166 to 1104 code for a protein of 312 amino acids.